This is a messenger RNA of Phytomonas sp. Hart1, 492 nucleotides long. The record is from the annotation of a GenBank genome assembly. NCBI's taxonomy places the organism in Eukaryota, Euglenozoa, Kinetoplastea, Trypanosomatida, Trypanosomatidae.
AUGGGAGCGGAGUCCGGUGAGGUCCACGCCGUCGUCGAGCGGGCGGAUUUCGACGCGUGGACGGGCGAGGAGCGUCGGGCGCGGGGGCUCCCUGUGCGGCUGCAGAUCGCCCAGCAGUGCCUGCUCUACCGCGUGUCGACCAUGACGGAGAAGGAACUCUACACAACGCUGCUGACGGAGAUGAAUCAGGCCACGCUUGAGUUCUUAAGGGAGCUUCGUCAUCACCAUAGCUUUGAGGCCUGCCGGAUCGAAUCGAUGCACUUCACCGGCUGUGAAUUUCAGGCGGAUGGACAGAAGUUGUACGUUUACUACGAAUCCAGCGAGUCUGUGCGGUUUCUCGAGCUAGCGACUUACCUCCAUCAUAUUUUUCACUGUCGUAUUUGGAUUCAGGAGACGUCUACGAAUAGUAUAGAAACGGAGAGCUCAAAAAAAAAAAGGAAGAUUAAACUGCUAAAGUUCUGCUUGAUCUUUAGACGCUCCUUUUUUUUCUAG